GGGCUCGACUGCCCGCCCUGCCGCCCUCAGCGCGCCAGGUUCGAACGCUGCUGUCCGCCAUGGCCACUCCUCCCAAGCGCGGCCGGCUGCAGAGCAGGAUCAAGAAGAUCGCGGUUGAAGGAAACAUCGCUGCAGGGAAAUCAACGUUUGUGGAGAUCCUUAAACAAGCUGAUGAGGAGUGGGAAGUUGUUCCUGAGCCUAUAGCAAGAUGGUGCAAUGUUCAGCCCAGCUCUGAAGAGGAUUGUGAGGAGCUGACCACAUCACAGAAGAGUGGUGGAAACGUGCUUCAAAUGAUGUAUGAAAAACCAGAGAGGUGGUCUUUCACUUUCCAAACAUACGCGUGCCUGAGCAGGAUCCGGGCUCAGCUCAGGUCCCUUGAUGGCAAGCUCAAGGAGGCAGAGAAUCCUGUUGUCUUCUUCGAGCGAUCUGUCUACAGUGACAGGUACAUCUUUGCAGCCAAUUUAUAUGAGUCCGAUUGCAUGAAUGAAACUGAGUGGGCUAUUUACCAAGACUGGCACUACUGGAUGCAUCAGCACUUUGGUCAGAGGGUGGCGCUGGAUGGCAUCAUUUAUCUCAGAGCCACUCCCGAGAAAUGCUUAAAUAGGAUUUACUUGCGUGGAAGAGAUGAAGAGCAAGAAAUUCCCAUGGAAUAUCUGGUGAAGCUUCACUAUAAACAUGAAAGUUGGCUUCAGCAUAGGACACUGCGAACGGAUUUUGAGUAUCUCCAGGAAAUACCUAUUUUAACAUUAGAUGUUAAUGAAGACUUCAAAGGCAAAAAGGACAGAUAUGAUCACAUGACUGAAAAGGUUAAAGAAUUUGUGCGCAUGUUAUAAUCCUCUUUGAAGUGCAGGCAGAGUCAAACUCUUCCAAACACCUGCACGACCAAAGUCUGAAGUGCAGCUUCUGCUUUUAUAGAAGGCCUCUGGAGAGGCAGGACUCAGUACUGUUGAUUUAAUUGUGAGGAGCAAACAAGCUUUGUGAAUAGGAAAUUAUUAAAUAAACUACUAGGUCUGUUCAGUAUUUUAUGAAGUAACACACAGAUUCUGAAGACACUCAAAUUCAAAGAGUUCCUGAAUGUUUUGCCUGUUUCUAAUCAGACCAUUAAGUUCUUCUGGAGUGUUUCAUUGUAUUUUUUUAAGUUUAUUUUGUGCCCAAUAGCUGUUUAAUGUUCAAGAAGGUAGUGGGGUUUUAGAUCUCGACUUUUUUUAGUGGAAUUGACUUGUAAUGGAUGUCUUAUUGUUCUGAGGAAGGAAAAAGUAAACCCCAUUUUUGCUGCUGAGGGAAUUUUAAUAUAACCUGGAGUUUGAGGCUAUUGAGAGACUUUCCAUUGUUCAGCAUGUUUUCCCAAGCUCUUAAUACAACAGAGAUGCUUUUGUUGUUGCUAAGUCGUCUUCUCCUGUGGAGGAUUGUUUGCUUGAUGAGUACUGUAAAAGGAAGAACAUUUUGCAAAAGGCCUCCAUUUGUAAAUGGCAUGUUUCUAACCCUUCCCUUAAUCACAUUUUGGAUGUCAGAGGUGGCUUCUUGCUUUUCCUCCAGCUUCUCCAUUUGUUCACUGAGCCUUCUAAGUGCCUACAUGAGAUCUGGCGAUACUGGCAGUAGGCUGUCCCUGUCUUUUCUCAUCCUCGUGUAGUAAGAAGGGGAGACUUCUGUGGAGUAGCUGCUGCUCUAGUGCACUGUGUUUUAUUGACUGAGCCACUGUUGUUUCAGGUGCAGAAAAGACUAUAGAGGGUACACAUCUCAACAUAGUGUUUUAUGAGCUGCUUUGUUCUGCGUUAAACAUUUCUGGUUGAUUGCACAGUUGGCUUUUGAAUGCCAAAGUCUAUUGUAAAGCAUUUUAUUGUUUGCUGUGAUGCCUGCGUUACCUGCGAAUUUGAGAUGCAAUCUCAAAUUCCUUUGUGGUUGAUAUUGUGCUGGUGUGCUCUAACCCU
This is a messenger RNA of Melopsittacus undulatus (budgerigar), 1928 nucleotides long. It is a transcript of the gene DCK, whose product is annotated as deoxycytidine kinase. Gene Ontology annotation, biological process: nucleobase-containing compound metabolic process. NCBI's taxonomy places the organism in Eukaryota, Metazoa, Chordata, Aves, Psittaciformes, Psittaculidae. Gene Ontology annotation, cellular component: cytoplasm. Bases 60 to 833 code for a protein of 257 amino acids. The record is from RefSeq and is a predicted model, not a curated record. Gene Ontology annotation, molecular function: ATP binding; deoxycytidine kinase activity. The transcript is spliced from 7 exons.